Messenger RNA from Onychomys torridus (southern grasshopper mouse), 1638 nucleotides. It is a transcript of the gene Tmem139, whose product is annotated as transmembrane protein 139. The coding region runs from base 657 to 1301 and encodes 214 amino acids. The transcript has 3 exons. The record is from RefSeq and is a predicted model, not a curated record. Lineage: Eukaryota; Metazoa; Chordata; Mammalia; Rodentia; Cricetidae.
GGGGCUUUAGUGGUGGGUGAAGGGAAAGGUAAGGUGGACCAGUAACAGGUCAGUCUUGGGAGAACGGGGUGGAGAAAACCUAGGCCCGAAGGAAGGAUUGGGGCAGAAGAGAGGGUGGGGCAAGUGGGCUCCUCCUUCUGCCCCUGAUUUCCAGGUCUGAGACCGGUUUUCUGCGUCCCUAUGAGACAGGUGAGCCAGAGCUCCUGGGGCCUCCAGAAGGGGCGGGGCGCAGGCGGCAGGCGUCCCGCUGGUGUAGGCGGAGAGGGUCUGCGAGUUCCGGCCACACCGACCUCAGGAAACUGGCAGGGAGUUUGUCUGGUGGGAGCUGUCCUGAGAUUGACUGUUGGCUGUUUUCUCAGAGAAAACGUGUCCCCUUCCUACGCACCUCCCAGCCUCUGUGCUGACAGGAAACAUGAAAUCAGAGUUUAAUGACUUGGGGGAAGAGGCUUGGGUCGGGACUAGGUGGGGUGCAGAAAGUCAUUAGGCCUUCUGGUGGUUGGCUUGGGCCUUUCUAAGAUUCUUUCUCACUUAGUUGGUGUCCCUGGGGCCUUGUGUGUGGCCUUGUGUCUGGGUUCACAUUCUCCUCCAUCCAGAGCAUGGGUUGACUCAACUGUAGCAGACAGCAAAGUCUGGCUGACAGGUGCCCUGGAGGGACCAUGGUGCCGAGGCAGUUGUGGGGAAACCUGAAGCAGCCAUUUCUCUUUCUGAGCAGUGCCUCGCUCCUCCUGGGGCUGGCUUUACUGGUCAUCCAGCCCGAUGUGGCCCCUGCUGCUUAUUUCUUCCUCUGCUUGGCUGGCUUUUGCUUUCUUGCCUGCCUCCUGGCCUGUGCUGUGGAGCGAGGCCUCCAAUCAAGGCCGCGCUCAAGGCAGACGGAGAAUCCAGAGGCCUCGGGCAAUGCACGGGACAAUGCAGCUUUUGAGGUGCCAACCUAUGAACAGGCGGUGGUGGUCAUGGACUCACAAUCACAACACCACCUCCAGGAGCUGGAGCAACCACCCCCUUACAACAGUGUUGUCCUAUCCCCAGGAGCUGAGGGGGUGCAGCCUAUCCAGCUAGAGAGGCCCAGCCCAGGAAGGCUGAAAAGGCGAGUGGGCUCAGAGGGGACAAUGACUCGCAGAGGAAACCCUGGAAGACCUCUUCGACUUAGGGGUCCACGAGUUGUAUCCACUGCUCCUGAUCUGCAAAGCUUGCGGGUGGCCCCCAAAUUGGAGCCCGCUACUCCACCCCCUGCCUAUGAAAUCUGUUUUGUUCAUCCUGACGAUGACAAUGUUUUCUAUGAAGAUAAAAGGAUACUUCCCUAAGCGAUGCUCUCAGAACCUGUCAUUUCUGCACUCAUUUGUCCAGCAUUUCCUAAUAUCUACUGGUUUGGCCUGGACAUCACAAAUGGGACCUUCACACCAGCGGGGAGUCAGGCUAUGGCAAGUCCUUCCCAGUUGAGAUAUAGGUGGCACACCUGGAUUCUUCUGGAAACAUUCUGGAGCCUACCUGAUGACCAGCAUUUCCAGAGUAAGGUGAAAGAUGAGAGAGAGGUGAUCAAAAGAAACUGGAGCUGUAUCUUGGAGUGACAGCUGUGCUUCACCAAGCCUCGCUUAGAUUCCUGGUGGGGUAUUACCUACCAGGGAAAUGAGAGAGUCGGAG